UGUGAUCGUUGAUUCUCGAGUUGCUCUUUCCUUGCUGCACAACCAACGGCUUUUCAUAGUAAACCCACAAUUUCCUACUCUUCAUUAGUUUAAUUUAAUUUUUCAAAAGUUGAUCCAAUUUUUAAAAAUCUUUCUGUUUUGUUCACAUUAAAAUGCCUGAGCAAAAUACAAUUGUAAUUUCUGGUUUAGCUGGAAGAUUCCCCGGUGCAGAUGAUGUUGAUCAACUUUGGGAUAAAUUAUUACAAGGAAAGGUUCUCUAUUCUGAGGAACGUGAUCGUCAUCCUUCGAAAUUGAGAAACAGGCCGACAGCGCUUGGACAAAUCAAUGAUCUGUCCCGUUUUGACGCACAAUUUUUUGGUUACGAUGCAAAAGCAGCGGAACAUAUGGGAACUCAAAAUCGUGUGCUAUUUGAAGUUGUCUACGAAGCCCUUUGGGAUGCUGGGAUUCUUGUGGAUUCUCUUCGAGGUUCUCGCACUGGUUUUUUCCUCGGAAUCUCAGCUGGCGAUGGGUCAGAUCAGUAUGACUUGGAUGAAACUACCGAUCCAGUCUACAUAUUUUCUCGAUUAGCUUAUCAUUUUAACUGGAAAGGUCCAUGUUUAUCACUUGAUACUGCUUGCGCUUCAACAGCAGACGCCAUUAUUCAAGCUCACUGGCAUAUAAAACACGGCUUGUGUGAUGUAGCUGUAGUUGCUGGAGUAAACACUAUUGUUGAUCCAUUCGUGAACAUGACAGCUGCAGACAUGAAAAUGCUUUCACAAUCUGGUUUCGAACGUUGUCUCGAUGAAAAUGCAGACGGUUUCAUUCGUUCUGAAACAAUUGCAGCCUUGAUUCUUCAGCGUAAACCAGCAGCUAAACGAAUCUAUGGUGAAAUCUUAGGUACCUCCGUUAAUAAUGAUGGUUACACAGAAGAAGGAAUUACAUUUCCCAAUCGAUAUGCUCAAGCCGAUGCAAUGAGAUCAGCACUUAAAAUAGCCAACAUUUCUCCUUCCCAAAUUGAUUACAUUGAAGCUCAUAUAACUGGAACUCAGGCUGGUGAUGCGGUUGAAACUUCAGCCAUUCUAGAUGCUUAUCGAGAUAAUAGUGAUCAACCCAUCAAAGUUGGAUGUAUAAAGUCAAACAUUGGACAUGCUGAAGCUUCUGCUGGAAUCAAUGCCGUCAUAAGAGCCUGUAAAAUUUUACAAACAUCGCAUUUAUCUCCAAACGCUGCUUACUCGGUCCCCAACUCGAGAAUAUCUGGUCUAUUGGAAGGGAAAAUAAUUCCCGUUCUUGAGAAACAACAAUUUAACGCAAACAUUCUUGGAGUCAACACAUUUGGCUUUGGUGGAUCUAAUGGGCACAUCAUUUUAAAGGGAAAUACCCAGCAGAUUAGGCCUUUAGACUCUUCACUGUUUCCUAGGUUAAUCGUUUUUUGUAAUCGCACUCGCCAAGGUAUCGAAGGAAUGGCUCAACAUUUAUUAACCAAAGAUGCUUUGAAUGAAGAUUUAAUUGCUAUGUUGAAUGAAUUAUCACUCGCUAAGCCUGAGAGUGGACUGGUUUGGCGAGGUUAUUCAAUAAUAUCUGAAAAUGGUAAAAUCGAUCACCAGAAAACUAGUCUAGUCAGCAACUCGAGGAAUGUUGGUCUUGUUUUCAACGAUUCACCUUGUCCCUCAUAUCAUGGAUUAUCAAGAUUCAAAGUUUUCCGUGAUUCACUUCAAUCUAGUUUAUCAUUUUUAAAAUCCAAAGGCGUCGAUCUUGGGGAUAUGUCCACGAAAAAUCAUCUAAAAUCUAAAAAUGAACAAUCAACUGCAGUUGUUAGAAAUGUUGUUUACCAAAUAGCUCUGAUUGACUUACUUGGCUCUCUUGGAAUCAAACCCGAUUUAGUCAUCAGUUCUUCAAGUGGCAGCAUAUCAUCUCGUUAUGCGUCAAGUCAACUUAGCCGAAACUCUGCUUUAACCGCUGCCAUUAAAUAUCUAACAAAUAAAGCAACUCCAUUAACACCUUCAUCUAAAACUGUUUUGGACAAAUACUCCAAACUUCUCAAUGGUUUCACUGAUUCUUCACUGGCUUCAAAUGAAACUCAUGUUCACAUCGCAUCUCACAAUGACCUCAAUAACAAGGAAUUAUCGUUAGAUGAAUGGAUAAUGAUCAAUAUAGACGGACAAAUCAGACUAAUGGGAAAUGAAAUCCCUGCACAUAAUAGCUUAAAACAAGUAAAAAACUCAAAUGAAGAUGUUAUUCAAUUUUUGAUAACUUUAGGUAGUCUUUACCUUUCUGGUCAAAAUGUCGAUAUCUCAACCCUUUACCCAUCGAUGACUUUCCCUAUCGGUCGUCAAACUCCAUCUUUGUCCCCAUUCCUGAUUUGGGAUCAUUCGAAUCAGCAUAAAGUUUGCUCGUGUGUUGAGUUUUAUGACAACAUGACUAAUCUGUGCUUCACUGUAGACCUAACCGAUCCUGAAUAUGAAGAGGUUUCUCAUCACAUCUAUGACGAUCGUACUCUGAUGCCUGCUGUUGGCUACAUUUACCUUCUCUGGAAAACAAUGGUCUUCAAUUAUCAUGGUGACUCUGUUAAUUUCAAGGAUUAUGGAUUUCGAGUUUGGGAUGUCAAGAUUCAUCGGGCAACAAUCAUCAAUGAUGAAGCUAUCUUCAAAGUUUACUUUAAUCCAGUUACUCACUAUUUUAAUGUCGCCUUCAGAGAUCAAGUAUGUGUCUCUGGUUUCGGUGAAUUGACUGGUAAAGAGUCGCCAGUUGAUUUUGAAUAUUUUAUGAAUGUUGAAACAAACCCAGAAGCAUUGGAAAUGACUGGAGAUCGAUUUUAUCUUGGACUGAAAAUCCAAGGGUUUCAUUAUGGAGAGAAGAUGAGAAACAUUGUUUCAACCAGUACUGAUCACAAGUACGCUCGGAUCAACUACUCUGGUGGAUGGAUUGGUUUAGCUGAUUCAUUUAUGCAACUUGGUGGCCUUACAACAGCCAUGAGAACACCUCGAGUCCCAAUUGGCUUCCAAGAGUUUGUCUAUGACCCAGAGGCUUUCAAUGAAGCUCUUGAAAUGGUUCCAACAGUUAAAGAAGGGGAAGGAAAUGAAACGGCAGAACUUGAAGUUUAUUUAUGCCAUGAAGUGGGAACGAUAACAACGUAUGGAGUUUUCCUGAAGGGACUGCGAUUCACUGGAGCUCCUCAAAAGCCAGAACAAUCUGACCUUAGAUAUGCUCGACAAACUUUUAAACCUCACCAUUGUAGCAGUUUAACCUUACAGCCAACAACCGAAACUUUGGUUUCAGAUUACUUGACCGAUUGUAACGAAAUAUUGGCUAAUUAUGGAAAAGAAUCAGAUGCUAAAGAAGAAUGGACAAAUUAUAUUAAGAUGGAAUCUCGAUUCAAGCUUUUCACAGCCAUUCAUAAAGCAUUGAAAGAAAAGUCAACUUCUGAUUUUAACUCCAAAUUGAUGGUUGAUCCAUCGAUAUUGAUUAAAGAUAACUUAAUGGAUUCAGUUUUAAAUCGAGUCUUGGGAUUUACAUUGAAUGUUUACGAAAGUGAAUUGUGCAAAAAAAUGGUCAAUGUAGCGUCUAUUGGAUCAAAUAGUGAUCAAACUUGUGACCAAAUUUUAAGAAAGUUAUCUUCGUUUGCCGUUCGUGGAGAAAUGAUUUCUAUGCCAAAAGAUGAAGGUAAACCUUCUAAACCUAUUGACUUAUUGAUUUAUAAUCAUUCAAGUCUCAACUUGUGUGGACAUUCGGAGGGAAGUGUCGAUGAAGAUAAAAUUUUACAAUUUAUUGAGCCUGGAAGUUUUGUGAUGGUAAAUUAUCGAGAAAAUUUACUUUCUUUUGAGAAAAAAAUCGAUCAAAUUUGUAAGGUAAACUCGUCAGCUAAAUUUGGUGACAUUAAGAAGAGACUCGAGAGUAAAAUGAAACAAAUGGAUUUACUUCCAAUCGCAUCUUGUCGACAUGAAAAAACAGGAUUAGUCUCUUUACUGUACAAAAAACGGCCAAAAAAGUCUGAAGGUGCUUCUCGAGUUAUUCGCAUUGAUACAUCUUCAUACACUUGGGUUGAGAAUAUCCAAGACGCUCUAGAUGACAAAGAGAUAGAAAAGGUUUUCUUGAUUGCUGAUGAUUCGGUUCGUAAUGGAAUUGUUGGAAUGGUUAAAUGCAUUCGCUUUGAACCAUUUGGUGAUAAAAUCCGUUGUUUCUUUUGGCCUGGUAAUAAAAUUAGAGAUGACCUCAAAAAUUUGGAUCAAGAUGUUUUAGAGAAGGAUUUGUUAAUGAAUGUAAAUUUAGAUGGACACUGGGGCACUUUUCAUUUGGAUGAUAUACCAAUUGAUGAGGACAUUCACUCUUCAGCUACUAAUUGUUAUGUUGAUGUGGGCAAAAGAGGAGAUUUGACCAGUUUGACUUGGUUUAGAAGCUUGGAUGACGAUGAAUCAGUUCGAAUGGUUGAGGACAACGAGAUGGAGCAAGAAGACUGUAAACAUGAAAAUGUCGACACACACUAUUCAACUCUCAACUUCAGAGACGUUUUACUGGCAACUGGUCGAUUAACAGCCGAUGCUUAUCCACCAAAUAAUGUAGAAACUCUAAUUGGUACUGAAUUUUCUGGUAUAACUGAGUCAGGUAGACGAGUUAUGGGAAUCUGUCAUGGUAAAGGAAUAGCUACAAAGAUUCCGGGUAAAAAUAUUUCCAUCUUGUUUGAUGUUCCAGAUGCAUGGAGUCUCGCUGAAGCAGCUACAGUACCAAAUGUUUAUUUAACUGUAUAUUAUGCUCUCUGUGUCCGAGGUGGUUUGAAGCGAGGUGAAUCUGUUUUGAUACAUUCAGGUUCUGGUGGAGUUGGUCAAGCAGCCAUUUCAUUGUGUCUUGCCCGUGGUUGUCAAGUGUUCACCACUGUUAGUACACAAGCGAAACAAGAUUUCCUCAAAUCAAUGUUUCCUCAAUUGGAUGACACUUGUUUCGCCGAUUCUCGCUCAAAUAAAUUUGAGGAACACAUUUUACGCCAAACUAAUGGACGAGGUGUGGAUAUAGUCCUCAAUUCCCUAACAGAUGAUAAACUACAAUCAGGGUUACGGUGUGUGGCUGAAGGAGGUCGAUUUCUUGAAUUGGGAAAAUAUGAUAUCGUUCAAAAUCAUCAAUUUGAUUAUAGCUCAUUGAAAAACAAUUCUAGUUUCCAAGCAGUUUGUCUUUCAUUUGUCAUCAAUAAAAUUUGUGAGAACUCAUGGGAAGGUCGACAAUUAGCUGAACAAUUUCAGAAAUUUUUCUCCGAAGGAAUUGAUUGUGGUGAAAUAAGGCCAAUCACUUCACAUGUUUACAAAGCUAAUCAAGUUGAAGAUGCUUUUCGUUUAAUGGCAAAAAGUCGUCACUUGGGGAAAGUGCUUAUUGAAAUUCGAGAUGAAAAACUGAAACUACCGUUGGAACCAUUAGAUUGCGUUUGUCAAACCUAUUUCCAUCCUCAAAAGUGUUAUAUUAUUCUUGGAGGUUUGGGUGGAAUGGGUUUGGAGUUAGCUUAUUGGAUGGUUUCGCGAGGAGCUCGAAAUCUUGUCAUUACUUCUCGGUCUGGCUUUAAAUCUGAUAAUGAAAGAGGUUUCAUUGAGUUUCUCCGUUAUUAUCAAUAUCGUCGUCACAACAUAAUUGUUACCAUUAAUGAUGCAAUGACACCAACAAUGACUUCUCAAUUGAUUGAUUCAGCCUCUCGACUAGGUCCCAUUGGUGGCAUUUUUAACCUUGCUAUGGUACUUAAAGAUGGUUUAUUUGAAAAUCAAACUCCAGAGGCGUUUGAAUUAGUCUGUGGGCCUAAGAUUAAAGUUACUCAAAAUUUGGAUAAAAUAUCCAGAGAGUUGUGUCCCUAUCUUGACCAUUUUGUUUGUUUCUCGUCAAUUGCUACACUUGGUAGUGUUGGACAAUCAAAUUAUGCGUUUGCCAACUCUUUUAUGGAAAGGGUUUGUGAGGAAAGGCGAAAGGAAGGUCUUCCUGGUUUAGCUGUUCAAUGGGGUCCAGUUGCUGAUGUUGGUGUUGCCGCUAGAUUGGUUAAUGAAAAAGAUUUGGUCAUUUUUGGUUUUGCUGCUCAAAAUAUUUUCUCCUGUUUCCGAGCUUUAGAUAAAUUCAUGCAACUUCCAGAUGCAGUCUGUCAAUCCUGUGUAAUCUCUAGUGGAACUCAACAAGAAGCUUCUCAAUUUGAAAAUAUCUUCCAAAGGAUUGCUCAUAUUUUGGGUAUUAAAGAUAUCGACGCACUUGACCCUAACACUACUCUUAAUGAAUUAGGUUUGGACUCACUGCAAUCAAUAGAGGUUAAAGAGUAUUUUGGACGACAAUAUAAUCUAUCAUUAGAUGAGAAACCUUUGGGAAGUCUCAAGAUUUCAGAUAUUCGUGAUUUAUCCAAAAAUUUGCAGACUAAAGAUAAGAUGCAAGAAGAGGCAUUAGAUUGAAAUAUUAAUACAUUUUUGUACUUUUUGUUGAGCUUUCGAUUGUUGCUAAAAUUAAAGACUUAUGAAAAGGGUUA
Tetranychus urticae (two-spotted spider mite) is the source of this 6454-nucleotide messenger RNA. RefSeq names its product fatty acid synthase. Lineage: Eukaryota; Metazoa; Arthropoda; Arachnida; Trombidiformes; Tetranychidae. Gene Ontology annotation, biological process: fatty acid biosynthetic process. Gene Ontology annotation, molecular function: fatty acid synthase activity; 3-oxoacyl-[acyl-carrier-protein] synthase activity; oxidoreductase activity. The record is from RefSeq and is a predicted model, not a curated record.